Clarias gariepinus (North African catfish) is the source of this 1718-nucleotide messenger RNA. RefSeq names its product doublecortin domain-containing protein 2-like. Gene Ontology annotation, cellular component: axoneme; microtubule; kinocilium. Gene Ontology annotation, biological process: dendrite morphogenesis; intracellular signal transduction; cilium assembly. NCBI's taxonomy places the organism in Eukaryota, Metazoa, Chordata, Actinopteri, Siluriformes, Clariidae. The transcript has 9 exons. Bases 1 to 1425 code for a protein of 474 amino acids. The record is from RefSeq and is a predicted model, not a curated record.
AUGUCAGGUGAGAAGCCCAGUUUCCGCGCGCAGCCGGCGGUGAAGAGCAUCUUUGUGUACCGGAACGGGGACGCGCACACGGACGCGCGGCGCGUGCUCAUCCACGAGAGGCGCGUGAGCGACUUCGAGACGCUGCUGCGCGAGGUGACCGGGCGCGUGCGCGCUCCGUUCGGCGCCGUGCGCUGCAUCUACACGCCCAGGGCCGGCCACCGCGUGCACGCGCUCGAGCACGUGCGCCACGGCGAGCAGUACGUCGCGGCGGGAAAAGAGAAGUUCAAGAAACUCGACUAUUUGCAAAUCGGAAGCAGGAAGAAGCAAAUGCUCCAGAACAACGGACAGGUGAAAGCUGCACCACAGAGCCGCAUCGUCGUCUCUGCGCGGUUCCUGAAGCCCAUCAAAGAGCCGUGUGCAAUAUUCGUCGUUGCUAACGGAGAUGUGCUGAAUCCGGCGACGAGGUUUCUGGUUCCUAAUCGCCUGCUCGUCCAAUUCGAGCGAAUCCUGGAGAUGAUCACAGAGAAAAUGGGGCUGAGGAUUCUGGGAGGAGUGCGCAGUCUGUGUUCGUUCGAGGGAGUUCCUGUUACAAACGGCAAAGAUCUGGAAAACGGGCAGUUUUAUGUUGCAGUGGGAAGAGACAAAUUCAAGCGCCUGCCUUACGCCGAUUCACUGUUCACCAAACCCGUGGGGCUGAGGAGGACUGUCAGAUCGAAAGCAGGUUCUCUUCCACCCAUUUACAAAUACACAAGAACAAACGGAGAUGUAGUUAACGGCGUGAGCAAAUCAACUCACAGUGACGAAGUGAAGAGCACCGAUCCGGUGGCGUCCCUGGUGCGACAGAUCUCCCAGGCCAGACUCAUGGCAAUACGGAAGAAACGGAGCACCCUGACCAAUUCCUUCAGCACGCAGGAUAACGACGAUGCAGAUCUUAAACCCGAAGGCGAAGAUGGCGAGAGUGAACAAAAGCCUGUGGAAGAGAAGACUUCAUCAGCUGAGCAGGUGUACAGCGAUGAGGACAAAGCAGCUGAAGAGGAGGAGGAUAUAGCACAAGAGGAAAAAGUAGCUGCCGAAGAGAAGACAGCAGUAGAGGCAGAAGAAGAGGCAGCAGCUGAGAAAGAAGGAGCAGCAGUAGAAGCAGCAGCAGAAGAGGCUACUGUUAAAGAAGAGGAAGAGGCAGCAGCAGAGGAAGAGGAAGCAGCAGAAAAACAGGAAGAGGCAGCAGCUGAGGAAGAGGAAGACGCAGCAGCAGAAGAAGAGGAAGAGGCGGCAGCAGAGGAAGAGGCAGGAGCAGAAGAACAGGAAGAGGCAGGAGCAGAAGAUGAGGCUGUGGCAGAGUUAGAGGCAGCAGUAGAAGACAACGCAGGACAACCCGAGGAACCCGCAGGAGAAACAGGGAAUGGAGAUGGAGGAGGAGACGGAGGAGGGGAAUAAAGCCAAAAGAAGACUCUAGCUACAGAGUCCUUAUGAGAACAUACGCAUAAACUAACCCGUAGUGUAAGAUACGAUAGCGCUUCAGAUUUCAAUUAUUUUCAGGAAGCCCAUAUAAGGUCGAAUGAAAACAUAAUUGCAUAUAACAUUAGCAUUAACAGAGACGAUACAACUAACCUAAACCUUAAUGCAGACUACAGUGGGCGUGUCUUUGACUCCUUAUAUGGAAAUGAGACCAGGAUAAGAACACAGGGCCCUGAAUAAACAUGUGGUGUUAUACCAUCAGUCUGACUAAC